GUGAUAAACAACAAGGAAAUUUCUAUAUAGACUUCAUACUAUAUAAAAGUGCCAAGUAAACAUCUUGGAACUAUACAUUCAAAAGUAUACAUGCGUGAGAGGUUUUAGAUUUUGACAUGGCUGAAAAAUUAUUUUUAAAGGAUUUAACGAUGGAUCAGAAACGAAAGGCUUUCGAAAGAACACUUGCUAAGUUUGAAGAACCAGGUGUCAAACUUAUUCUGAUAACGGAGGAGUAUUAUGACCUAGCUUUAACGUUUGCACGGGAUUACUUCAUGAAAGAGGAAGCAUUAAAUAAAGCCCUUGGUAUGCAGUGGUCAGAGGAGCUAAAAGAGUUCUGGAUGAAUUCAUUCAAACUAAACCUUUCAUUGAUGUUUUUGAAUGAACAAAACGGAGAACCAAUCGCGCUCAGAACUACAAGAAUUGCACGCUAUGAUGACAAGCCAAAUACUGAGGCCGUAAAAGACGAGCGGAUCAAACUAAUGAUCCAGCUUAUUGUACACUGUGAUCAAAAAGCGAAUUAUUUUGGACAUUUUCCUACCAAAGAAGCAUUUCAUUUUCUAGGUCUUGCAGUAGCUCCGAAAUACAAAAGAUGUGGCUAUGCAUCGAAAAUUUUCAAAGUGGCAGUUGAUAUGAUACGUAAUUUUGGGAUCGAUCCUGUGUACCUCAAGGUCGAGGGUUCAUCGAAUUUCUCAAAAAGGAUCUUCGAGAAAGCCGGCUGUGAAAUGCUAUUUGAACAACGAUUCGAUUCAUGGGAGGUUGAUGGAAAGAUACCAAUUCAGAAUACAGGUAUUCACAAAUCAGUGAAAGUGUAUGGAAUGAGAAUUUCCACAUAAUCACAAGAGCACGAGAAAGAUUGAGCAGUCAGUUCUAAACAAAAACAAAAAAGGGCAGAAAUGACUACCACUAGUUUUAGUUUUCAUAUUUACUUGAUAUUUACACUUAUCAAAGUAUUUAACCAGUGUACUGAAAGAAUUAUCUUGUAUUUGGAAUCUGUAACAACAUUUUUUCUCUGGGUUAAAAGAAAACAAAGUUUAAAAAAAUAAAUAAAUGUGUAUAAGCAAAUUCUGCACGUCCAUUCAAGAAUGGGAAGUGUCUUGUAUUAUAUCUUUCUGCAAGUGAUCAGAACCAAUCACAUGCUCUAUCGGAAUAAGCUUGUAUCAUUCCUUAUUGAUUAUGGUUUUGCCUGCAGUCACAACUGAUCUAAUGUCUUACAAGAAUUAACGGUAUGAAUUCUUAGUGCAGAUGGUAUUUCGCUAAAUGACAAUAUCACUCGCCUGGAUAUAUGAGAAUUAGCGUGUAUGAACCCUUAGUGAAUGAAAAUAUGCUAGGACUAAGAACCACUCGUCUGGACCGAGAAAUUUUGUUUCCAGCCACCUAAAGGUGACCCAAUUAUUUUCACGCGAAUAGGUAAAGUAGGGAUCGGGGAAUCAUCCUCUACUGUACCUUACAAUUAUAUAUACAUAAUACAGUUAAAUAUGCAAAUUAUGCAAAUAAUAUGUAAAAAAUUGUAUAUUCUAUUCACUGGUUGAUGUAUGUUUCUCAGAUAUGAAAGUUUGAAAGAUAUAUGCAUGGAGAGAAUUAAAUUUCCAUUAAUUUCAGUAAUAUAGUUUGGUGGCUGAAAGUAAUGAAGAGGAAUAGGAGCAAAAAAAGAAAAGAAGCAUUCUGUGUCUGUGUGGUCACCUGUUUACACUGAUGAAUAAUAGUAAAACUUUGUAAAUGUCUUAUGAUAAUUGUCAUGGUCUGAUUAUGUUUGAGGCAAGUUAUCCUGUAUUUACCCACAUGCCUGCAAGAUUGGCUUCAAAUUAUUUCUCAAAUGUGUCUAGUCUGCUAUUGUUCAUAUGCAGUAAAUGAUCAUCUUAUCCUAUUUUUAAAUGCUUUAAUAGACAGAGGUGUGCCUAAUCUUUUUGGAGAGAAAAUAUAAUACUUUGUUUCUAGAAUUAGGAUUUAAGUUCCAAUAUUGUAUCGUUUACCAAUAUUAAAUAUAAAUAAUUCUUCAGAAAGAUUACCUGGAUAUUUUUAGAGUGGAGCAUUGGUUUUAUUUGUUCAAGGAAUUUUUUAGUUUCUGGGCAACUCCAAAGCAUAUGAGUAAUUGUCUCAUCUACUGUUAGGUUGCAUGAUGUACAUAAUGGACUGUCAAUAAUUUUUAUCUUAUAUAAAUAUGACUUAGUGGAUAAAAUUCUGUGGUUUAUUCUAUACUGAAACCAUUGUAAUAAUGAGCUUACUGGGAGAUUAAAGGGGGAUUGAUAGAUCUCUUUCCAAGUUUCAUUUUCUAUAUUGUAAGUGUUGUCCCAUUUACCUCUAGAUGUUGGAACAUCAUUGUUUUUAUUAAGAAUAUUGUAAAAAUCACUUCAUCCUUUUGUGUUUUAAAAAACUAAAUUUAUUAUGGGUGGUCUUAUAGGAUAUGUUAGUUUUGUAACCCCAGUUAUCUUCGGAAUUUUUAUUUAUAUGCACUUAACGAUGCUUUAAAUUCGAUGUAUUGUAAAAAGUUUAACUUUAUGUUAAGUUGUUCUUCUAAUUCUUUUGGUGUGUAUAUGGCUCCAUUUUGAUUUAUAAAGUCAUUUACAUAAAAUAAACCAUUUUUAUACCAAGACUGGAAAUUAUUUGGGAUUCCACCAAUUGUAAUAUUUUUGUUAUAUAAUAAAGGACUUGAUAAAAAGUCAAAGUCCCAUUGAGGCACAUAUGCUUGUAAUAAUUUUGAGUAAGACCUGAGUACGUCCCUCCAGAAUUUAUUUGAAAGUGUGUCUAUAGUUACUUCACAAUAAUUUUGGCCAAAAAUAAUUGAA
Mercenaria mercenaria is the source of this 2783-nucleotide messenger RNA. RefSeq lists its product as uncharacterized. The transcript is spliced from 2 exons. NCBI's taxonomy places the organism in Eukaryota, Metazoa, Mollusca, Bivalvia, Venerida, Veneridae. The record is from RefSeq and is a predicted model, not a curated record. Gene Ontology annotation, molecular function: N-acetyltransferase activity. The coding region runs from base 117 to 833 and encodes 238 amino acids.